GACAGUUGCUUUUAAAGCUUUUUAAGUAUGGCCGAGGAUUUAGACAAGCCUUUGCUGGAUCCUAAUACUUUCAACAGAAAAGGAGUUGACUUGGGUAUAUCGCUAUUGGAGGAGGUUUUUGAAUACCUAAGAACAUCUCCUCAAGGGCUUUUAUCUGGAGAUGCUGAAGAGAGAUUGAAGAUAUUUGGUCCUAACAGACUUGAAGAGAAACAGGUUUUAUGCGGAAUCCAUUGUCAUGGGUUAUGGAAGCUGCAGCAUUGAUGGCCAUCACCCUCGCUAAUAGUGAAAGACUGGGUCCUGACUGGAAAGACUUUGUUGGAAUUGUUUGCCUUUUCUGAUCGACGCAACAAUCAGUUUCUUCGAAGAAAACAAUGCUGGCAAUGCUGCUGCUGCUCUUAUGGCUCGCUUGGCUCUAAAAACAAGAGUACUUAGAGAUGGACAGUGGCAAGAGCAAGAUGCAUCUAUCUUGGUAUCUGGUGAUAUAAUUAGCAUAAAGCUUGGGGAUAUCAUUCCUGCAGAUGCUCGUCUUCUUGAAGGAGACCCCUUGAAGAUUGAUCAGUCAGUGCUGACUGGAGAAUCACUACCUGUGACCAAGAAGAAGAGUGAGCAAGUCUUUUCUGGUUCUACUUGUAAACAAGGUGAAAUAGAAGCUGCUGUGAUAGCAACUGGAGCGAGCACCUUCUUUGGAAAAACAGCACGCUUGGUGGACAGCACAGAUGUAACCGGACAAUUUCAGCAGGUUCUUACAGCAAUAGGAAACUUCUGCAUUUGCUGUAUUGCUGUUGGAAUGGUUCUUGAAAUCAUUGUCAUGUUCCCUGUACAACAUCGUUCCUACAGAGUUGGGAUCAAUAACCUUCUUGUACUACUGAUUGGAGUGAUACCCAUUGCCAUGCCUACUGUACUAUCAGUCACACUUGCCAUUGGAUCUCACCGACUUUCUCAACAGGAUACAUAUGGUUGAAUGAAAUGAAACCACUAAACGUCUUUUGAGUGACUCGCUGCAUAUAUGAUUGCAUUACACCCGCCAGGCACGCACCACUAAAGUCGAAAUAAAGCUUAGAAAGUAUCCACUGGCAAUCCCCAAAAGAAAUGUUUUGUCAAACUCAUCAUCCUUUACCGUGGUUGUAGCAGUAGUAGGUGUGCAGGGGUUCAGCAGUACACCACCG
Messenger RNA from Camelina sativa (false flax), 1166 nucleotides. RefSeq names its product ATPase 10, plasma membrane-type-like. Gene Ontology annotation, molecular function: ATP binding; transporter activity; ATP hydrolysis activity. NCBI's taxonomy places the organism in Eukaryota, Viridiplantae, Streptophyta, Magnoliopsida, Brassicales, Brassicaceae. Gene Ontology annotation, cellular component: membrane. The record is from RefSeq and is a predicted model, not a curated record.